Molecule: messenger RNA, 2161 nt
Organism: Ruditapes philippinarum (Manila clam)
Lineage: Eukaryota; Metazoa; Mollusca; Bivalvia; Venerida; Veneridae
Product: metal cation symporter ZIP14-like
Exons: 8
Coding region: 143-1585 (480 amino acids)
Biological process (GO): zinc ion import across plasma membrane; intracellular zinc ion homeostasis
Cellular component (GO): membrane
Molecular function (GO): zinc ion transmembrane transporter activity
Source: RefSeq, a predicted model, not a curated record
CAAUAAAGUGUAGUUAAGUUGUAGCAUGCAAACUGUUUAAUCAUGUCAAAUUAAAUCUUAUAUUGUAUAUCUUUUAUUAACGGUCGCUCAGUCUCUUAUAGGAGUAAUAGUGGAUGGAUUGUAAUUUAAGUUUAUUUCAAAAAUGUUGAGAAUAACAUAUUAUCGGACAAUUUUAAAUUACGUAAUAAUAAUUUCUUUGACGUCACCACUAUGUUAUUCAAGACUGAUAGAUAAUGUUAAUUCAGCUAUUGUUUCAAAUAUUCGCGAUGAUUUCGUGAACAACACCGGGGGACAAAAUGGCGUUAUCGGGGCGUUUAUCGGGGAUUUUACCACAAUGCAUCGUACUGAAAGUAGUGCCAAUCCCGCAGAAGACAAAAUAAUUACAUCAUGCGCGUCCCGCAAAAAUCUGUCUACAUGCAAACAGUCUAUUAGAAAAGAAUGUCUGGAUAUAAAUAGACUGCUUCAAAAAUCUCUCGAAGAGUCAACCAAUCAGACGCUAUCUGACUGGUUCCCCUCAUUGCUGUACAAUAUACACAACAGCGCGUGUUCAGAUGACGAAUCGUCCCCGGAACCAGAACAUCAUAGGGAAAAAAGCAGACCAUCAUCAGCUCAAGCAUGGGGGUAUGGUAUCGGAUUUGUCACGGUGAUUUGUUGCGUCUCGAAUGUAGGUGGAUUUAUGGCCCCUUUUAUGAAGAAGGACUUUUUUCAAAGGUUGUUGUUGUUUUGCGUGGCUUUGGCGGUCGGCACGUUGGCGGCAACCGGUUUCCUAGUGCUGAUACCAGAGUCAAUGGAACUUACCGAAGAAGAUUCACCAGUUCCUGACUAUCAUUUCAAAAUGGCGACUGUCAUGGGCGGAGUUUAUUUCUUCUUCAUCUCCGAAAGACUUCUUAAAAUCUGGUUUUCUCGCCCAAAGAGAAAGAAGUCGAAGGAUCCUUUUGAAAUCGAAACUGAAAUAACGAUUGAAAUACCAGUGAAAGAAAAUGGCAACCAUGGACACUCCCAUUCUCUGGGAAUUGUGGACAAAGAGGAGGAGCUAACUGUUCUUACCGGAAACGAAACCGACACACCUCUAAAGAAAGAGAAACGGAAACGGAAACUGACGACGUUGGCGUUGAUUAUCCUCAUUGGGGACGCUUUACAUAAUUUCGUGGAUGGUAUAGCCAUUGGGGCAGCGUUUACGGAGAACACUUAUCUAGGAAUCAGUGUGUCACUUUCUGUAAUAUGCGAAGAACUUCCGCACGAAUUAGGUGAUAUUGCCAUUCUGCUCAACUCGGGGUUAAACAUGAGGCGGUCUUUGUGCUACAAUUUCAUGGCCGCUCUCACUUGCUAUGUUGGACUUGUAAUUGGUAUCCUACUGGGUGAAAACACAAAUGCAAACAUGUGGAUAUUCGCGGUUGCUGGUGGAAUGUUUGUUUACAUAGCCCUUGUCGACAUGGUUCCGGAAAUGAGCGAGCAAAUCCGACAAGUGGAAGAGCAAAAUGAAAACCAAAAGUUUUCAGCGUUCCUUAUACAGAAUAUAGGUCUGUUAACAGGCUUCGUGAUAAUAAUGAUGCUGGUGAUGUACGGAGGAAAUAUAGAAGUCUAACUCCCGUUGAACGUCGACCAAAAGCAAGCAUUAGCAAAGAAGCUUUAUGCUUAAAACAUAGUUGUUGUUUUAAUUGUUGUUGUUGUUGUUGUUUUGUUACGUUGUUAAAUUCCUUUCAAUAAAUUCAGUAACAUAGUUAUGUAAACAUAAAAAUUCAUGAAAGGAAUAUUGGUGACCGAUUUUGAAUGCGAAAGCACGGUCAUUUUAAUAGUAUGCUCGGGUUAACCUAGAUACUAAUGGGAAAAAACCCACACUUUCCUAGAUAGAAAAGUUAAUUAUAUGAUCGAUGUAAUCAGAUAUUUUUAUGUUUUAUUUGACAGAUAUCUCAAGGUUUGCAAAAACCGGAGAUAAUAGUUAACUUAAAAACAUGUUUCAUUUUUUUCAGAUUUUAGAAUAAAUUGUUAUGCAGUUUAUUUAGUCUUUUCGAUUAAAUAUGGAAUAUUUCGGAUUUUACGCACGAGGAACGUUAAUAUUUUCGAACGAUAUUUUAAAUAUGAAGAUCGAAACCUUAGCUUACUGUAGGACCAUGUUAAGCAUCUCAUGGUUUGAAAUACAAAUGAAACUCAGUAUAUAUAU